AUGUCGAAGAGAGGUGCUGAAGGAGAUCUAAACGAUCAAAAUGGACCCAAUACAUCAGUAAAAGUUUCUGAGGAUUCAAUUCCUCACAAUAACCGAGUAGAGGAAAGUGGUAAUGGUAAUGGUGACGGCGAUGAUAUGGAUGUCGGUGGAUUUGAAGAUCCAUAUGGAGAUGAUUUUGAGAGUGACGAAGAUAUAAUUGAACUAGACGAUGAUAACGAAGAGCAAGAGGAGGCAGAUGAAGAACAAGUUACGAAAAAGAUUGAAGAAAUUGAAGCAAAAGAAAAGAAGAAUGUUGAAGCAGAGUCCUCGAUAUAUUUGCCACAUAGAUGCAGGCCACUCGGUCCCGAUGAAGUUUUGGAGGCAGAUCCUUCAGUUUAUGAGAUGUUGCAUAAUAUUAAUCUACCUUGGCCGUGUUUGACUUUGGACAUUUUACCAGACAGUUUAGGAAACGAAAGAAGAAAUUACCCUGCAACUGUUUACUUAACAACUGCAACUCAGGCAUCAAAGAGCAAAGACAAUGAACUAAUAACUAUGAAGGCUUCCAGUUUAGCAAAGACAUUGGUUAAAGACGAUAAUGAUGAAAAUGAUGAUGAAAAUGACGGUGACGAUGAUGACGAUGAUAUGGAUGCUGAUCCCAUCUUGGAUACAGAGACUAUCCCCUUGAAGCAUACAACUAAUAGAAUCAGGGUGAGUCCACAUGCCCAACAAACCGGUGAAUUCCUUACGGCGACAAUGUCCGAAAACGGAGAAGUUUACAUAUUUGAUUUAUCGGCUCAAUAUAAGGCCUUUGAUACACCGGGAUUCGUAGUUCCCAAGCCUUCUAAAAGACCAAUACAUACUAUACGAGCCCAUGGAAACGUUGAAGGGUAUGGUCUAGAUUGGUCGCCUUUAAUCAACACUGGGGCGUUAUUAACUGGAGAUAUGUCAGGAAGGAUAUAUUUAACUAAUAGAACAACAGCAAACUGGGUGACUGAUAAAACACCAUUUUUCACUUCGCAAUCUUCAAUUGAAGAUAUACAAUGGUCAACGGGAGAGAACACCGUAUUUGCAACCGCUGGUUGUGAUGGAUAUGUAAGGAUAUGGGAUACUAGAUCUAAAAAACACAAGCCAGCUAUUUCUGUCAAGGCAUCUGAAUCAGAUGUUAACGUCAUUUCAUGGUGUUCCAAGAUAAAUCAUCUAUUGGCCUCGGGUCACGAUGAUGGUACAUGGAGUGUUUGGGACUUGAGAAAUUUCACACAGGCCAAUGUAUCUCCCGUGGCAAAUUACAAUUUCCACAAGGCGCCAGUGACCUCUAUAUCAUUUAACCCCUUGGAUGAAUCGAUUAUCGCAGUUAGUUCGGAAGAUAACACUGUGACAUUAUGGGAUUUAGCAGUUGAAGCUGACGAUGAAGAGAUUUCACAACAAAGAAAAGAGUUGGAGGAGUUACAUGACAUUCCACCACAAUUAUUGUUUGUACAUUGGCAGAAGGAUGUCAAAGAGGUUAGAUGGCACCAGCAAAUUCCUGGAUGCUUGGUUUCUACUGGAGGUGAUGGUUUGAAUAUUUGGAAAACCAUUUCUGUUUGA
This is a messenger RNA of Lodderomyces oxycetoniae, 1563 nucleotides long. RefSeq names its product ribosome biosynthesis protein. The coding region runs from base 1 to 1563 and encodes 520 amino acids. Gene Ontology annotation, biological process: ribosome biogenesis. NCBI's taxonomy places the organism in Eukaryota, Fungi, Ascomycota, Pichiomycetes, Serinales, Debaryomycetaceae. Gene Ontology annotation, cellular component: nucleolus. The transcript has a single exon. Gene Ontology annotation, molecular function: protein binding. The record is from RefSeq and is a predicted model, not a curated record.